UCAAAAAUAAGAGUCAAGCAAAUAUUUUAAGCGAAGUAGAAGUUACAAAUUUGUGAAAUGGUUUGGUGGAUGCAUUUUCAGACAGCAAAAAGAAGGGAAGGUGUUCACUUUGGUUGGAUGGGCACGAAAGAUAUAGUUUACGAGACGAUUAACGUAAUAUUCGAGUGCAAUGGUAUCUACGACGGAUAUGACAUUAACGCCCUCACAAAAGCUGGAGUAAAUAUCUUCAAUGUGGACAUGACACUAAACGAUACUGAUUACUUCAACAGUAUUAAAGGUGCUUUAGAAUUUGCAGAAAAUGUACCAAAAAUACUAAUAAGUUCUUAUCAUACGCCAAUCGGUCUCUCUGUUACUAUUUCUGCUAAUAAUCCUAUUGAAGUCGAUGAUAGGGUUGACAUAAUAAUUUUAAAGGAUAUAAUGACGACGGACGAACUGCGUACUUUCAAGAAAAGAAAUGAUAAAUUUUCUUCCCUGCCAAUUUUGUUCUGGCCUCCAACGCUUAAAAUCGAGGACCUUAAUGAAUUAAUUAAGUUUACAGAUGGCAUUAUUUUGGAUCCUAGUCUGGGCAGUGUGUAUAGUGAUUUUCACGAAGUUCUGCGAAAAUGUAAAGAGUCUCGCAGACCAGUAUUUUUCAUGAAUCCCUGUGUAAUCAAUGAUUACUAUGAAGAUACUGCUAAUGAUCGGCAAUUGCUACUCCUAGCUAGUGACGUGAUUAAAUACCGAUUUGAUGGAGUUUUCUUCAAAGAUCGAUUUGAAAAAAUACCUAUAGAGUUCAUGCAAGCAUUUGUAAGAGGAACUGAUAUUGCAACAGAAUUCGAUGAAAGUGCUGAUUUGGAUUAUUUUAAACACAGUAUGCCGGUAAAUAUGUACACCUAG
Molecule: messenger RNA, 876 nt
Organism: Helicoverpa armigera (cotton bollworm)
Lineage: Eukaryota; Metazoa; Arthropoda; Insecta; Lepidoptera; Noctuidae
Exons: 6
Coding region: 58-876 (272 amino acids)
Source: RefSeq, a predicted model, not a curated record